Messenger RNA from Coccomyxa subellipsoidea C-169, 1323 nucleotides. RefSeq lists its product as hypothetical. The record is from RefSeq and is a predicted model, not a curated record. Gene Ontology annotation, molecular function: ubiquitin binding. The transcript has 10 exons. Gene Ontology annotation, biological process: proteasome-mediated ubiquitin-dependent protein catabolic process. Gene Ontology annotation, cellular component: nucleus. NCBI's taxonomy places the organism in Eukaryota, Viridiplantae, Chlorophyta, Trebouxiophyceae, Coccomyxaceae. The coding region runs from base 1 to 1323 and encodes 440 amino acids.
AUGGACGAGGUGAUGGCAAAUUUCACGGAUAUCACGGGUGCCGAUCAUUCCACUGCGCAAGGCUUACUGGAGGCUACCAACUAUGAUUUGGAACAAGCUGUGGGGCUGUUCUUUGCAACACAUGGUGAGGCCGCUGGCUCAGCCAGUGGCGCUGCACACUCACACCCCAGCGCUCCUAUGGACACCGGGGGGGGACCCAUGCCUCACCCUAUGGAAGAGCACGUGCGGCCGCCACUGCCCGCCGUGAGAGACAGGCUGUAUGGAGAGACCUUCACAUCUCGCGGCGCCUCUGGAUCCCAGUCGCAUCAGCAAGAAGUCCAGGCAUUUCGUGAUUUCAAGGCGGAAACCAGCAAGAGCAGAGCAGGUGGCAAGUCCAAUCAGCCUGGGCUGGCAGGGCUGUUUGAGCCGCCGCAUGACUUGAUGUUCAAGGGCACCCUUGAGGAGGCAAAGGCAGCCGCAUUGGAGCAGAGCCGCUGGCUGCUAAUCAAUGUCCAGUCCAACUCAGAGUUUGCCAGUCACCAGCUCAAUCGGGAUACAUGGAGUGACGACACAGUCAAGACCAUCAUCAGGGGCAGCUUCAUCUUCUGGCAGGUAAAUGAUGCGAGCGAGAAUGGCAGCAAAGUGAAAGCAUUCUACAGGCUGACAGAAUUGCCAGUCACGCUCGUCAUUGACCCUGUCACUGGAGCCUCCCCAAAGGCGUGGACAGGGGCUAUUGAGCCCCAAAGGCUGAUAGAGGAGCUGGUGCCAUUCCUGGACCAUGACAUCCACGACCCUGCAGCCCUGCAGCUGGGCAGCCAUCUCAAGCGCAAGAAGCGCAGCAGCCCCCCUCCAAAGGGUCUGACAGAGGAUGAGGAGUUGGCCAUGGCUCUGGCAAUGUCUGCAGAGGAUGCACAUGGCAGCGGUCCGGCCGAGGACGCACCGAGCUAUAGCGCAGAUGCAUCGCUGUCCAAGGCAGAGCCUGUAACCGAGGAUGCUGAUGACGAUAUUCCAGAAGAGGCACCCAUGCCCUCCAAGAGUGCAGCGGAUGUGGCAAAGGAGGCUGAGGAGCAGCUGCCGCCGGAGCCGGGUGCAGGUGACGCGGCCGGCUGCGGCGUGCUUGUGCGCUUCCCGGACGGCCAACGCCGGCAGCGCCGUUUCCCCCGCAGCGCCUCACUGGACGUCGUGCGCGCCUUCUGCCUCGUCCACUCCGAGGAGGCCGCCGCCGGGCGCCCCUUCGCAAUCGUGGAGUCCAUGCCUGGUUCUAAUCCACUGGAGGACAUGACAAAGACAAUCGAGGAGGCAAAUCUGGCUGGUGCCAUGCUGGUCAUGAGGUGGCUCAGCUAG